AUGGCCACGGGCAGCGCCCUCCUGCUCGCCUCGCUCCUGGUCGCCGCCGCGCUCUCGGCCACGCAGGGGCUCGGGGCUCCGGCAAAGGAAAAGAGAGGCUGGACCCUGAACAGCGCUGGCUACCUUCUCGGCCCACAUGCUGUUGACAGCCACAGAUCAUUUAAUGACAAGCAUGGCCUUGCGGGCAAGCGGGAACUCCAACCUGAAGACGAAGUGAAGCCAGGAAGCUUCGAGAGAUCAAUGCCUGAGAACAAUAUUGUGCGCACGAUAAUUGAAUUUCUGACAUUCUUGCAUCUCAAAGAGACCGGGGCCCUCGAUGGCCUGCCCGACCUCCCCUCGGCAGUCUCCGUUUCCUCAGAGGACCCCGAGCACGCCUGA
Propithecus coquereli (Coquerel's sifaka) is the source of this 378-nucleotide messenger RNA. RefSeq names its product galanin/GMAP prepropeptide (gene GAL). The record is from RefSeq and is a predicted model, not a curated record. Gene Ontology annotation, molecular function: hormone activity. NCBI's taxonomy places the organism in Eukaryota, Metazoa, Chordata, Mammalia, Primates, Indriidae. The transcript has 5 exons. The coding region runs from base 1 to 378 and encodes 125 amino acids. Gene Ontology annotation, cellular component: extracellular region.